This is a messenger RNA of Salvelinus sp. IW2-2015, 3507 nucleotides long. NCBI's taxonomy places the organism in Eukaryota, Metazoa, Chordata, Actinopteri, Salmoniformes, Salmonidae. The record is from RefSeq and is a predicted model, not a curated record.
CUGCUUUGUUUGAGAGGGAGCGAAUUGACGGACUGAAUAGGCUAGCUGUGGAGUUUAGAACAUACGAAUGUGGGCUGGGAAGUUUAGAACAUACUAAGAAUGUGCUGGUUUUGAGUGGUUGUGAUUCACUCCCAGUCAGUGACAACAGACAGGAUAAGGAUAAGCAGACAGGUCAAGUUAGGUUGUUAAAUGACUGUGCAAGUUAGCAUUUGUUGAUUCAAUUUAGCACUUAGCAAGUUCUGGUCACUACAGGAUCCUGUUUUGAAACUGGAUGUAAAGGGUCAAGCAUGGAUGUUGCUGUUGCAGAGGAACCCCUGAGGAAAAUCUUCAGAGCAAAAAAGACUAUGAAAGUCAGCGAUCGACAGCAACUGAAAUCCCUUCACACCACUCUUUCCUCUCCAUGUUCUUUCCCAUCCCCACCUCAGCCAGCAAUGGUAAAUGGGAAGCACUGUGAAGAUGUGUCUAUGGAAGUAGAUAAAGAAAUACAUGGAACUACACAUACCACCACUCAUGCCCCUUCCUCCCUGACAGCCACAUCCCUAACCACUGAGACCUCUGAGGAACCAACAGCCUCUGAAUUACUGGUUUCUUCAUCACAGAACAUACACUCUGAUGUAAAAGAUGUUCAGGAAGGAGAGGGACAGGAGUCUACAUUACCCAGCCUCGAGGUAGAAGACAAAGUGAAUGGACUGAUGAAGGGGGAUAGAAAUUCCAAGGAGGAUGUUAUCGUUUCCUCUCCUAUUGAUGAAGAAGAGGAGGGUGCUGCUCUACAGAAGAAACGAUCCUUGUUCGGAGACUCAGAGGAUGGUGGUGAAAAACAGGAGAAAAGAGACUUGGAAGUGGUGAGAGGUGGUGCAGCAGCUUUGAGGGAGCAGUUGUGUGUUCUGCAGCUCACACUAUUUGACAUGAGUCUUCAGGGGCUCAGAGACAGACUGGACAAAAUAGAAAAACACCCGAGUGCACUCAAGAMCCUGCAGGCAAAGAUUGSCCGACUUUCUAAGAAAGUUGGAACUGCCAWCCAGGCCAGGGAGAAUGCCAAGAAWCKUCCAGAYGUACUGUUGCCACCUACCUCUACUUCUGCCACAGCAACCACCCCAGCAGGAUCAGCAGUUCUCGGCCUGAGAACAAUGGGGAACAACCCACCGGAUCCAAAGCGUAAUGAUCAGGGCUGUCAAACCCCUACUCCUGUACGUAAUGAUCAGGGCGUCAAACCCCUACUCCUGUACGUAAUGAUCAGGGCUGUCAAACCCCUACUCCUGUACGUAAUGAUCAGGGCUGUCAAACCCCUACUCCUGUACCCACAGUCAUUCCUCAUACAGCUGCCUGGUGGAGGGACAGCCAUCCUUACCAACCCAACCAACUCCCAGCUAAUCCCAGUGUGCGCAUUUCCCGCCAUGACGAGUUCCACCGUGACACCCACCACUGCCUUCCUCCUGCAGAGGACUACUCCCUACACCCCUGCUGCUCCCAAGCCCCCCUCUGCAUCCGCCCUCUUAUCUCAUUCCGCUGCCACAACCACGACUACACCCACUGACACACCAGCUGCCACAACGUCCCACAUGACCACACCCAUAACCAGGGCCACAACCAUAACCACACCCACAUGCUGGGCCACAACCGUAACCACACCCACACCCAGGACCACACCCAGGGCCACAACCACACCCAGGGCCACAACCACACCCAGGGCCACAACCACAACCACACCCAGGGCCACAACCAUAACCACACCCACACGCAGGGCCACAACCACACUCUGUGCCACACCCAAUGUCUCCCACUCUGGAGCCACUGGGACAGUCAGCAGGCCCAGCUCCGGUGUGUCUGUCUCCGUCUGUGAGUCCAUUCGGCUUGUAUCUGUGGCGAACUCCACUUCAACUUCAUCCUUACCAAGAUUCUCAAUGCCAGCCACCACAGGCACUCAACCCUCUGUGCGACCAGCUGCCCCAGCGCAACUAGCUGCCUCAGCACGACUAGCUGCCCCUGUACCACAGGUGCCUGCGAAAACAGGUAGUAAAUCUACAAACCCUCCUUCAGACUCCACACAGGCAUCUCACCCUGCCAAAUCAGAAGCAUUCAUAGACCUGACAGAGGAGGAGGAGCAGGAGGAGGAGGAUGAUGAUGUUCUAGUUACUGGAGUGCUGAAGGCUCCGAUUGCUUUGAAGGCCUCACCCUCGCCUUCAACAGCGGGUCAGCGAACAACAGCCACACAGCAAACCGCCACCUCCACUUCAGUCGGAACACAGGCCGUGAGGUCAUCUCUUGGUCAGACUUCAGCUGUUGGAUCUCCACACGCCGUUUAUCGUCGCCCCCUGCAGGGCUCCCCAUCUAAAAGUGUUGCCUCAGCAACAUCCACUUCAUCUUCUACACCUUGCCCCCAGCCCUCUCCCCUUCCCCCCUUGCCUGUCACACCUCAAACUAUCAGCCUGCCCCUAGAAGCGGCCAGCACCAGCCCUCCACAGCAGCCUCUGCUCAAAAUAACCCGGGUUCCAAGCCAGAAUGACGGCAUCGUGCUCUCCUGGUCUGUGACUGAGGUAGACAGGAGCUGUGCUGCCGUGGACAGCUACCACCUAUACGCCUACCACCAGGACCACUCUGGCCCCAGCACACCUCCCCUACUCUGGAAGAAGAUAGGGGAGGUGAAGGCCUUGGCUUUGCCCAUGGCCUGUACACUCACACAGUUUGUCUCUGGCUCCAAGUACUACUUUGCAGUCCGUGCCAGGGACGUGUUUGGCCGCUUUGGACCAUUCUGUGCGCCUCAGUGCACUGAUGUCUUAACGUCCCCUUCACCGAAAGCUCCAAUUUAACCACACGCUAAGAUUUAAGUUAAAAUGUAUUGUGUCAAGUUAAAACAAGAGGAGAAAUGUUGAUUCUGUAGAUUUUUUUUCCCCGGGUUACUAAGCUAGCCAAAGUGAAAAGUUCAGUAAAGCUUCUGGCAAAACUAAUUGCUCUAUUUUCAAAUUAAUGUGUUUGGUAUUUGUUUUAUCAGAAUUGUUCACUCAAAUCAUAUUUGAGCCCAGGUGUUUACAAGAGUGACUUAUCUUUGGAAUGUUACUGGAAAAUGUUGUUGCCCAUCUUGGUGAAAUCGGUUGGCCCCAUGUGACCACUGUCUGCCUGCCGUGUGUUUGACCACAUGGGAGCAGCAUUGUACCAAAAUGGUAUCUUUGACACAGGACGAGAGGAUUUGAAAAUCAAACCUGAAAUGGCCUGGUCCCGUUUCUGAACGAUUAUGGACAAAGUAUUCUUCUCCUUCUAGUUUCCUGAAGGUAUUUGAAAACUCAAACUUUUCAUUGCAAUUGUCAGUCUAACUGAAAGAACAUACUAUGAAGGGCAGAAUGACCAUGCUAUUAUAUGGUAAUACACAGUAGUUCUGCGUCUCAUGAGAAAUGAGCCUGCUAAAGCCUAUGCGAUCUCUCUUCCUCCUGCUCAAUUUCUGCUACUGUGAAGGACAAGUUCUACAGUUAAAUUAUACAUGAUCUAGGGCCUCCUGUGACACCUUUUUUUUUU